AUGCUAACGCAGGGCUUCAUCUUCGACGGGGGCACCAUCCUGGUGCAUGGGUUCUCGCGGGAGCUGCUGGAAGCUUAGAGGAUGGCGGCGACGCGCAGGAAGAUAUUCCGGCGGCACCGCGGGGUUGGUGUUGAGAGUCCUCUCUCUCUCUCUGAGCGUGUGCAACCGAGGGGAGGCCGGACACGACUGAAGUGAGGGUGGGGAAGGAGCAGGGGGAGGUGGGAAUCCCCGCAAAGCUUGUGAUCGACUCGGCGGUGGCGUACGCCAUCUUCGUCGGCGCCGACGGCGUGGUGGAGAGCAGCGGGAUCAUCUGCAUGAUGGGAACCUACCAGACCGCCCUCGUCGUCCACUCCAUGAACAAACGCGUCCAUGUCUCCGCCGAAUGCUACAAGGUCCUCUGCCCUCCCUUUCUCUCUCUACUUACUCUCUACUCUCUCUAUCUCUCUCGGAGUUACUGGUGGGUUUUGGGCCAGUUUGCGAGGCGAUACCCGCUGAACCGGAAGGACCUCGGCGGGGGCGGCGGGGUGGAGGUGGAGACGACGGCGAGGGACUCUACACGCCGCGGCAGUGUCUGA
Messenger RNA from Spirodela intermedia, 575 nucleotides. The record is from the annotation of a GenBank genome assembly. NCBI's taxonomy places the organism in Eukaryota, Viridiplantae, Streptophyta, Magnoliopsida, Alismatales, Araceae.